AUGGGCGGUACGCUCUGCUGCUGCUGCUGCUAUUUUGACGACUGCGUGGAGGCUCGCACAUCCACACCACAUCGGCGGCAGCACAGUCGGGCGCCACCAUCAAAUGCGUUUCUUGGGCGCUACGGGAUCUGGCGGCCGGAGGGUCCGGCUGUUUGCGAUGUGUGCGGUAGGACGUUGGACCCCGCGCUGCUCGACGGGCACCGCGAGGCCUGCCGCGCCAAUGUCCGACGCAAGAUGCAGCAGGCGCCGCCGCUGCCCAAUCUGGCGGUGGCUGCUGCUACCACCACUACCGCCACUACCGCCACUGCCGCCACUACCGCCGCCGCCGCCGCCGUCGAGGGAGGGAAUGAAGACAUGUGUGAUGGCGAAGAAUUAUGUGUGGUAUGCAUGGAGGCAAGGCGGUUGUACGCGUUUCUCCCCUGCGGCCACGUGUCGUGCUGCGGCGAGUGCGCCAAGGCCCUGGACACGUGCCCCAUAUGUCGUGAGCCGCGAAGAGCGCUGUGCCGUGUCACCAGUGACGCACUCCUUCAGUUUAAGUGCCCCCACUGCAACAACAUCAUUGCCCCGGAGCUCUGCGACGGGCACCGCGAGGUAUGUGCCCUGCGUGCUCGCGUCGAGCUGAUGGGACGAGAGGCGGAGGGCGGCGCCGCAGACCCUCCACCGCCCUCCACCGCCCUCGUCGUUAGGGACCCCCGCGGGAGAGACCACAGGGCCGUUUUUCGGUACUGUAUAGCGUGCCAGAAUGCCGAGCGGCCUCUCAUGAUCACGGUACCAUGCGGCCACCGCGUGCUCUGUGAAGUGUGCGUCGCGGGGCGCACAACCUGCCCUGUGUGCCUCGGAGCAAUAAGCGACGUCCUGAGGUCGUUCGUAUAG
Messenger RNA from Trypanosoma grayi, 873 nucleotides. RefSeq lists its product as hypothetical. The record is from RefSeq and is a predicted model, not a curated record. Gene Ontology annotation, biological process: negative regulation of cell growth. The transcript has a single exon. The coding region runs from base 1 to 873 and encodes 290 amino acids. Lineage: Eukaryota; Euglenozoa; Kinetoplastea; Trypanosomatida; Trypanosomatidae.